AUGCCCUUUCCAUUUAGAUAUAUAUGCAAUUUACUCCAGCAACUUGACGACGAGACUCGUCAAGAUGACAACAACAAAGUUUCUGCAAAAGCCAUAAUUGAAACAUGGUUUAGGACACAUCGCUCGCAUCUAGAUGCGCAUGGAACCGAUGCAUGCGCUAUACUGUCUACUUUACUCCCAGAGAGAAGAACGGACAGAGUUUACUUCAUUCAGGCCUUGAAACUUGAAGGCAUAUUUGCCAAGGCCCUUAUUCUAGGAAAUUCCCGAGUUCUAGAAUUACGAAGAUAUAAGAGUCCCGGGCUAGGUGUAGAUCUCGCAGACUGUAUCGAAGGCAUCUUGACACGUACACCCAACCCCUCGCAUGCCAACAAUGAGCUUACAGUGGAAGAAAUUGACGAGACCCUAAGUCAUAUUGCGGCUGCCUGCAGAUUCAGCUCACCUGCAGUUAGGGCCUUACACAAGACUUCGAAUGCAAGGGAUCAAGAUAAAUCCUUAAUGAACAUCUACAGACGACUCAGUCCGCGAGAUGCAAAAUGGUUUACGAGAUUGGUGUUGAAGAAUUACCAACCGGUUAUCAUGGAUGAGCGGGUUGUCUUCCGUUGCUACCAUCCCCUAUUGCCCCAGAUGAUGAAGGUUAGGGAUGAUUUUACGAAGGCUACCGAGUUUCUACGGCAUAUUAGCCAAUCACCACUAAACCAAUGUAAUAUUGCAGAUAUUCUGAAGCCAGCCAUUGGAACAAAAGUUGGGCGUCAAGCAUGGUUCAAGGGAAGAAGUAUUAAACAUUGCCUCGAUAUGGGCAGAUCGCGAGAAAUGAGUUGCGAACAGAAAAUUGAUGGAGAAUAUUGUCAAAUACACAUUAAUCUCCGUAAACCUCAUUCCCCUAUCCAAAUAUUCUCCAAGAGCGGCAAAGACAGUACUCGGGAUCGACUUGGCCUUCAUCAAGUUAUACGAGACUCGCUCAAACUGGGCGAUGCGGACUGUCCGCUCACAGCUGGAUGUAUUCUCGAGGGGGAGUUGGUAGUGUACAGUAAUAAGGAGAAUAAAAUCUUACCAUUCCACAAAAUUCGCAAGCAUGUUUCGCGUUCCGGUUCUUUCCUAGGAACUAAUUUCGACUCGCAGCCACACGAUUAUGAGCACCUAAUGAUUGUAUAUUAUGACUUAUUAAUGAUCGAUGAUAAGUCAUUACUGGGUGUUCGACAAUCCGAACGUUUCAAGCGUUUGGGUGAGCUCAUAACUUGCCGGAAAGGUUGUGUUGAAUUGGUGCAGCGUGAGGUCAUAUCUUUCUCUCAGCCGUCUGCUGCAUCAAAGCUGCGCGAGGCCUUCGCAAAAUGUAUUGUUUCUCGCAAUGAGGGUCUUGUUUUGAAACCGGAUGAAUCCUACUUCGACUUCAGAAUAAAUCCAAAGCCAUAUACCUGCAACAUCAAGCUGAAAAAGGAAUACGUUCAGGGCUGGGGCGAUGUAGGAGACUUUGCCGUCGUUGGCGCUUCUUAUGACGCGGCUAAGGCAAGAGAGUAUAGGAAAUCCAAUGUUAACUGGACUCAUUUUUUCAUUGGAUGUCUAGAAAACAAGGAAAAGGCACGGGCAAGGAUAGAGAAGCCUCAAUUUGUUGUCACUAACAUAGUUGAAGUUUCUGAAGCUCUUCUAUCGACUGUCAUACACCAAUGUUUUCCUUCUCCGGUUCCUUUCAGCCAAAACGAAGCCAUAGUCCUGGAAUUUAGGGGUGGCGAAAUAGACAAGCGGCCGACGGAUGUUUUCUCAGAUCCGUUGGUGUUUGACAUGCGCUGCUUUUCAUUCGAUAAAGAGCCAAAUACAAACUUUUGGAGUAUGAGAUUUCCAGCAGUCUCCAAAAUCCACCACGAUAGAUCCUAUUUGGACACGAUCUCUUUUUCUGAACUUCAAGAGAUUGCAUCGAAUGCCACUACAAUGCCAGAAGUUGAAGAUAGUCAAGAGAUGCGCGAAUGGAUAGCAGCGCUGGAGAGGGCGGACCCACGUGGUGUAGCCGUCGAUGCUACAACCCAACAAAGCACCUCGUCCGAAGGGACAUCCCCCAAUAACAACCAUCUGGAGGAAGUGGCCCGACACAGCCCAUCAGCAGGAGUCGCCAACAAAACGCAUCUUCGAGAACAGUCUAUUAUGUCUUGUCCUGGCACGGCAGUCCUGGCCCAAGACUCACCAAAGCCUCCAAAGUUACCAAUUGGUGAAAACUACGCAACCAAGCCAGAACGUCAGAAACGACCAGCUCCUGAUACGGUAAGGGCAGUUCAAAAGUUACGAAAACUUUCCCAUCCAACUUCUAUACCAUCAAAUCCAACAGCCAUGUCUACUAGCCUACCACCUAGUCCAGUACGGACAAGGCAACCACUUGGCCAGAUUGAUGAUAAUUCACAAUCUCAACAAGCCCAAGAACCAAUGCCAAACUCAUCAGCGUUUGAGAUUGCGUCAUCACCAACUGAUAAUGUCCAUGACAGGGCUACUCCUUCUCAUAUGACACCUCAUGUUACCCGUCCAUCGCCGAGUUCCGUAGAGGAAGAUGGGUCGAAACAACAUAUGGCUUCCAAGGGUUGUUCAUUAGCGGGAAAGAAAUGCGCAUUCGAGAAUUUUUCCAUUCUAUUGUCACCGUGCAUUGCUAAAUACCCGUGGGUCACAGAAAAUCUACUGGGGGAACAUGGCGUCCACGAUUUUAUAACAGACCCCCAGUCAUGGAACCAGCUAGCUAUGCCUAAAAGUUCGGCGUCCAAGUGGGAUGCCUCAUCACAACAGAUGAGGAAAGUACGGGUAAGAAAGAUCUGCCUUGUCGAGUCGAGGCGCCAGGAUGCUACAAAAGCAUUCUAUGGGAAGAUAGAAGCAGCCGGCUUGAAGAAGAAGAACGGAGAACGCGGGUGGGUGGGUGUUUACGAUUGGCGACUUCUGGAAGAUAUAUCAGAUCUAGAAUCCGGAAUAACUAGAGUAGAAGGGAGAGAUCCGUGGAGAAAACAUUACGUUGGAAUCGCAUAG
Messenger RNA from Annulohypoxylon maeteangense, 2994 nucleotides. RefSeq lists its product as uncharacterized. Gene Ontology annotation, biological process: DNA recombination; nucleotide-excision repair, DNA gap filling; double-strand break repair via nonhomologous end joining. NCBI's taxonomy places the organism in Eukaryota, Fungi, Ascomycota, Sordariomycetes, Xylariales, Hypoxylaceae. The transcript has 5 exons. Bases 1 to 2994 code for a protein of 997 amino acids. Gene Ontology annotation, cellular component: DNA ligase IV complex. Gene Ontology annotation, molecular function: DNA binding; DNA ligase (ATP) activity; ATP binding. The record is from RefSeq and is a predicted model, not a curated record.